CCUCCACUCCUGACACCAUGUACUGCAACACCUUCUCCGGGGCCGUCUUCCCAGGAUGCUACUGGGGCAGCUACGGCUACCCCCUGGGGUACAGCGUGGGCUGUGGCUACGGCAGCACCUACUCCCCAGUGGGCUACGGCUUUGGUUAUGGCUACAAUGGCUGUGGGAACUUCGGCUACAGAAGAUACUGGCCAUAUGAUCUCUACUGAUUUGCUGAAAUUGCUGAGGCGUAGAAUCUUUUCUCCCAAGGCUGAG
Messenger RNA from Odobenus rosmarus divergens (Pacific walrus), 255 nucleotides. Its product is annotated as keratin-associated protein 8-1-like. Bases 18 to 209 code for a protein of 63 amino acids. The record is from RefSeq and is a predicted model, not a curated record. NCBI's taxonomy places the organism in Eukaryota, Metazoa, Chordata, Mammalia, Carnivora, Odobenidae. The transcript has a single exon.